AGAUUUGCACACGUAGAUGGAGGUGGUGGAUUGGCGAUAAAAGGCAAUGGAUGUGAUGAGAAUUGUAGAGAAAUAGCAAUACUGCAAUAGCAAUAGAAAGAGCAGAAAUGUUUUCCCCACGAGACAUGCCUUCCCCGUCCUCAAUCUUCUCGGCCUACGCCUCGAUGACGGCGUCCAUCAUGCUCCUCCGUUCCAUGGCGAACGAGCUGAUCCCGCAGCCCCUCCGCGGCUACCUCUUGAACGCCAUCCAGUACCUGAUAAAGCCCCGCUCCUCCACGCUGACCCUGGUCAUCGAGGAGUCGACGGGCAUCAGCCGCAACCAGGUGUACGACGCCGCCGAGGCCUACCUCUCCACCCGCGUCAGCCCCGACAACAACCGCCUCAAGAUCACCAAGACCCCCAAGGAGAAGAAGCUCACCCUCCGCCUGGAGAAGGGCGAGAAGGUCCUGGACAUGUUCAACGGCGUCCCCUUCAAGUGGCGCUUCAUCUGCGCGGAGUCCGACAAAAGCGCCAGCAACAGCCCUAACGAGCACAACAGCAUCUCCGUGAGGUCUGAAAAACGGUCCUUCGAGCUGCGGUUCCCGAAGAAGCACAAGGAGAUGGCGCUCCAGGUCUACCUCCCCUUCAUCCUGGACAGGGCCAAGGAGAUGAAGGACGAUGAGCGCCUCCUCAAGAUGCACACGCUCAACACCUCCUAUUGCUACAGCGGGGUCAAGUGGGACUCCAUAAACUUGGAGCAUCCCUCCACUUUUGAGACCCUGGCCAUGGAGCCUCAGCUGAAGGAUGCGGUCAUGCAGGACCUUGAUAGGUUCGUGAAGCGGAGGGAGUUUUACAAGAGGGUUGGCAGGGCCUGGAAGCGUGGAUACUUGCUUUAUGGCCCUCCCGGCACUGGCAAGUCUAGCUUGAUCGCUGCCAUGGCUAAUUACUUGAAGUUUGACAUCUUUGACCUCCAGCUUGCCAACAUAGUCAGGGACUCUGACCUCAGGAAACUGCUUCUCGCCACUGCCAAUAGGUCCAUUUUGGUCAUUGAAGACAUUGAUUGCACUGUCGAUCUGCCAGACCGUCACCAUGCUGAGGGACGUAAACCAACUGACGUCCAGGUACUCCUUUCGCUAAUUUCAUCUUUCACUUUCACACACUUAAUCAACACAAUCACUAAAUAUGUCUAUAAGUUUAGUUUAAAAUAUCAUAAAUACGUUAUCUAUAUAUACUAUAUUGCCUAUUAUAAAUUAUCUGUUUCUCUAUUUAAAAAUAAAAUGCAACUAAAAAUAACUAUCAUUUAGCUAGAGAAAAAGACUGUUUCAUAAAUGAUUGUUGGGUCCUCAGACAGGGCCUUGGUAUCAAGUUAGACAUGGAUCAAAACUCUCGUGUUCUCGAGGGCUUCUUCUUUCUUUCUCUUUUUUGCUAAAUCUGCGAGAUUUUGGCCAAAAAUUGUUGUUUGUCGGGAAAUUGUUUAUUGGUACGAAUUCAUGUCAUACAAUUAUACAAAUAAGCUAAAUUAAUUUUUUAUUUAAUAUGGAGCCAAUUAUAUUAAAACAUCGGUGUCUAAAAAACUUUGUAUCAAGAACUUUAGUACCAUUUGUCAUUGUUGUUUUUCGAAUGCCAAGCAAGCCACGUGGGUUCCGAUUGAACCAUGCAAGUUGCAAAAGUUAAUUCCUUCCGUACAGAGGGUUUUGGAACCCUUAAAAAAAAGCACUAAUGAUAUAUGACACCUAUGUUAAUUGUUCACGUCACGAUUGUGUUUGAAUUUUUUACCGGUCCCAUUCUACUCACAAUUGUUUUUUCAUUUUUUUUUCAUCUCGGUUUCUUUUUUUCUUUGUUUACACUGUUGAUGCUUAUUAAAUUUUUUAGUUUCGGUGGUUGUUUGUUCAAAUUUAAAUGUGUUUUUUAAUUUUUUUUCAUCAGUUUUUCUUUGAGAAAGAACUUUUAGUUUAUCAGAUUGUUGAGAAAGAGCUUUUGGUUUAUCAAAAACUGCAAUUUCAAGGUGAUUUGCAUAGGAAAAAUGGUGGAAGGGGAUGUGAUAGAAGAUUGAUGAUAGUGGAUUUCAAAAUCAACUUUUUUUGAAAGGGCAUGGAAGGAAUUAGCUUUGCAAAAUACCAUGCGUCAUUAGGGCCAUUUUGUCAUGGGUAGGGCACCUUUUUCUACCUUUUUUUUCUUGCUAGUGGGAACGUGCCAUUUAUAAAAGCACACCCUAAAUUGGUAAGUGAGGACUUUGGGGCUACGUGGAGCUUAAUAAUUGGUUAACAAAAUUCGGUUUUGGCGAUAAUUUAAUUGUAGUAAAGUUAAAGUAAAACCGUCCAAAGCAUUGGACACAUCAUCAAAGCGCGACUUCUGAAGAUCCAAAAAGGCAUUUCGCUAUCAGUCCACGCAAUUCGUUCAGGAACUUGAUUGUUCUUUUCCUCUUGUUUGUUGUUUUCUGUUUGACAAAUAGCGAGAAAAAGAGUACAACGUACCUGUGGUUCGAAGGUCGUUGUUAAAUGUUACAAGAUGGUGUUGUGGUGGAUGCCUUAUAAGGAAUCAUAUUUUAUUUAUUGACGUGUAAAGCUUCUAUUGUGGACUGGUGUUGCUAUCAUAUUUUAUUUUAUUUUGGUAGAACACUAGAACAUGUUGCCGGAACAUUUAAUAUAUAUUGUUUAUUUUCAUGGGAAAUUAACAGCACCCAUGUAUAAAAAGGAAGAACAUGUUAGUGAGUAGUGAGGGAGUCCUUCAAUUUUCUCUAGCUAACUAGUUUAUUUUGGUAGAAGAUGUACGUUGUCGAAAUAUACUAUGUUAUGAAAAAUUAACAGGUUUUAUAAAUUUAGUUUGAAUUGUAUUUAUAUAUUUUUGAAAUCUAAAUAGUGAAAUUGGUGGUGGACU
Cajanus cajan (pigeon pea) is the source of this 2856-nucleotide messenger RNA. The record is from RefSeq and is a predicted model, not a curated record. NCBI's taxonomy places the organism in Eukaryota, Viridiplantae, Streptophyta, Magnoliopsida, Fabales, Fabaceae.